Messenger RNA from Crotalus tigris (Tiger rattlesnake), 5404 nucleotides. It is a transcript of the gene NOD1, whose product is annotated as nucleotide binding oligomerization domain containing 1. The coding region runs from base 938 to 3793 and encodes 951 amino acids. The record is from RefSeq and is a predicted model, not a curated record. Lineage: Eukaryota; Metazoa; Chordata; Lepidosauria; Squamata; Viperidae. Gene Ontology annotation, molecular function: protein binding. The transcript has 12 exons. Gene Ontology annotation, biological process: regulation of apoptotic process.
CACCAGUUGAGUAGUCCUUGACUUACGACCGGUUGAAUAGUUCUCAACUUAUGACCGGUUAGGGGUCGCGGCAUUAAAAAGGUUGAGAACCACUGCUCUAGAGUCUAGGUCUAGGAAUAUAAUUCCAGUGGCAGAAUGAGAUUUUAACUUUAAUUCUUAGCACAGGAUCAUAGCCACACAACCAUGGAAAGGUGCAUGAAUUUUGUGGGUGACUUAACAGGUGGUGGUGAAUAAUCUACCACGUGACUCAAAAUUACAAGCGAUUGCUGCUGCAAGGUAUUGCUGCUGCAAGGACACGAGCUGAGUGCAAGCUGAGAUCUUAAGAAGGGGACAAGGCAGAGAGACUAUUCCAGAAGACUGCAGAACUAACCUAAUGUACUUUAGGGAUAGGCAAUGUAGUACUUAGCAGAUACUUAAGACUACAGUACUAACAAUCCCCUGUCUUUAAUUGUAUUAAUUGAGGCUAUUGGAGAGGAAAUUCAAGACACCAUGCAUGCUAUAGGCUAGUGCAGUAGUUAGACAAUUGGACAAGACAGACCCAGAUGAAACUCUAUUUAGUCAUGAAGUUGUCGGACUGAGUUUUAGUUUGAACUAAUCACUAUCUCUCUUAGGUAACAAUGAUUUCAGCACCACAACAGCAAUCACAGAUGUUAACUUUUACCUUUCUAUCAGCUGCCUGCUUUCUAGAACAGGGGUCCCCCACUGGGCCGUGGACUGGUACCGGGCCGUGGCAUGCCACCAACUGAUCCACACAAACAAGCAAAGCCCCAUCUGCGGGAUGCAAGCAGCACACAAAACCACACACUCUCCGGUCUUUCCAUGAUGCCCAAAAGAUUCACCAAGGUGAGGCAUUGAUUGUCUGUCUUGUUGAAAUCGGCCCUUAACAUAUGUAGCUGCCCAAGUAUGAGUUUGGAAAGCACAGCUUCUUAUCAUCAUAAUGGCAGAGCAACUAGCUGGUAAAACAAAAAUCACACACAAAGGUACAGCAGGAGGAGAUUCACUGUCCUUCGUAAACUUACUGAAAGUCCAUAGAGAAUUGCUAGUCAAUCGAAUCCGCAACACCCAGUGUUUGAUUGACAACUUGAUUAAGAAUGACUAUUUCUCCAUAGAAGAUGCAGAGAUUGCUGCACAGUAUUCUACACAAGCAGACAAGGUCCGUAAAAUUCUGGAUCUAGCCCAGAGUAAAGGUGAGGAAGUUGCAGAGUAUUGCCUGUAUGUCCUGCAACAAGCUGAUGAUGCUUACUAUGACUUACAUCCCUGGUUGGAGGAGAUUGGCUUCCACCCAUCAGAAGUCAUUUGUAGCAAAGCUGUGGAAAAUACUGACCCAGUCAGCAGAUAUCAGCAGAAACUUAAAGAUGAAUUGGGUCGAGAAACAAAGUUCGUCAUGUCAUAUGCCCAAAAGGAGGACAUGUUGCUUGAAGAAAUAUAUUCUGCCAAUAUUAUGGAGUUUCUCAGUCACAAAAAUGAGAAACUCAGUAAUGUGCAUGCCUUAGAAGAUCUACUUACUGACAGUUUUGGGCUGAUCAAUGAAAAUGGAGAGACCAUCUAUGUCUUUGGGGAUGCUGGGAUUGGAAAGUCCAUGUUACUGCAAAAGAUGCAAAAUCUCUGGUCCAAGAAUGCCUUUGACAUAGGGGCCAAAUUCUUCUUCCGUUUCCGAUGCCGAAUGUUCAGCUGCUUUAAGCAAGAAGAAGCCUUUUGUUUAAAGGAUCUUCUCUUCAAGUAUAACUGUUUCCCAGAUCAGGAUCAAGAGGAAGUUUUUGACUUCAUUGUAAAAUUCCCUCAUACUGUCUUGUUUACAUUUGAUGGUUUUGAUGAAAUUCAUUCUGAUUUUGAUCUCAGUAGUAUUCCUGAAAUCUGCUCUCCCAUUGAAUCUAUUCACCCACUUGCUCUUCUGGUGGGCCUCCUCAGUGGAAAGCUUUUGAAGGGAUCUAGAAAAAUUCUGACAGCCAGGACAGGGACAGAAAUUGAUAAAAACAUUGUUCGGAAGAAAGUACAUCUCCGAGGGUUUUCCAAUAGUAACCUGAAAGACUAUACUAAAAUGUUCUUCAAAGAUGAAGGAUGUCAAACUUUAGUUCUGAAUCAACUGGAAGCCAACCCAAAUCUAAGCAGUUUGUGUUCAGUGCCAUUGUUUUGCUGGAUUAUCUUCAAAUGUUUUGAACAUUUCCACUCUGCGUUUGAUAGCCAUGAACUCCCAGACUUUACUGUCACUCUAACGGACAUUUUCUUGCUUAUGACUGAAGUCCACCUGAAUCGUAUUCAGAAGACAAAUUUGCUAAAGAAGAACAACAGAAGCCAAGAAGAAACAUACAGGUCGAAUAAAGAGAAAUUGUUUGCACUGAGUAAAAUAGCCUACGUGGGGAUGCAGAAAUCUCUCUUUGUCUUUGAGCAAGAGGAAGUCCUCAGCAACCUCCUUGAGCAGGAUUUACAUUUAGGAUUUCUCAGGGCAGUUCCUAAUUAUGAAGAUAAUAUAGACCAAUCUUCCUAUGAAUUCCUGCACUUGACGUUGCAGUCAUUUUUUGCAGCUUUUUAUCUGGUAACAGAUGAGAAAGUGGGGGCCAGGGAUUUGCUGCAGUUCUUUGCUGAAUGCUCCAUGCGAGACACUACUGUAUCUUCAUGCUUGCCUCUUUCCUGGUCAAAACAUUACCACCCAACAGGAGGAGAUCCUUUCCGAAAUAAAGAGCAUUUUCAUUUUACUAAUCUCUUCUUGUGUGGCUUGCUUUCCAAGGCAAGGCAGAAACUCUUGAGGCAUCUGAUUCCUCUGAGGACAGUCAAGAAGAAACGGAGGAUUCUUCUGGCCUAUUUUUUUGAAAGCAUGAAGUCUCAUCUGAAGGGUCUCUCUCGGGCAAGGCUGAAAGAAUACAAACAGGUGCAAGUAAUGCCAAACUUUGUUUGGAUGCUGAGAUGCAUCUAUGAAACUCAGAGUGAGAAAGUUGGUAAAGGGGUUGCCAAAUGCAUGCGUGCCAAUUACAUCAAGCUGACUUACUGCAAUGCCUACUCUGCUGACUGUAGUGCCAUUUCCUUUGUUAUGCAUCAUUUCCAGAAACACUUGGCCCUUGAUCUGGACAAUAACAACAUCAAUGAUUAUGGAAUUAAGCAACUGCAACCUUGCUUUAGCCAUCUGGCAGUACUCAGGGUGAGUGUGAACCAAAUCACAGAUCAAGGUGUGAGAGUGCUUUACGAGGAGCUCUCCAAAUUCAAAAUUGUAUCUUAUUUGGGCUUAUAUAACAACCAGAUUACUGAUAUUGGAGCAAAAUAUGUGGCAAGACUCAUUGAGGAAUGUCCAAGCCUCAUCUAUGUUAAGAUAGGAGCAAACAAAAUAACAACCGAGGGAGGGAAAAGUCUUGCUUAUGCCAUCAAGAAAAGUAAAACUAUGCAUGAAAUUGGAAUGUGGGGUAACAAGAUUGGAGAUGAAGGAGCAAAGGCUUUUGCAGAGGCAUUGAGAAAUCACCCCACUUUAACCAAUAUCAGUCUUGCCUUUAACGGCAUCACUACAGAAGGAGGUAAAAGCCUUGCAGAAGCGAUGAAACACAACAAUGGUGUAAAUAUAUUUUGGCUAACAAAAAAUGAGUUGGAUGAUGAAGCAGCUGAGAGUUUUGCUGAAAUGGUAAAGGUUAACAAGAGAUUGGGCCAUCUGUGGCUUAUACAGAAUCAGAUUACAAUUCGAGGAGCCAAGAGUUUAGCUGAUGCUCUCCAGGACAAUACAGCUCUCAAAGAAAUCUGCUUAAACGGAAAUCCAAUAAGUCAAGAGGAGGCCAAAGUCUUUGAAAAUGAAAAGAGACUCAUUGGCUUCUGAGAAACGUUUUCCAGGUUUGAUGGUAAUUGUCAUGCCAGGACAAGUAUAGUUUUGGCAGUGCUCAGAACAAUGCCAGCAUCCUGAGCAAAAUGGACCUAACACUUGAACAAAAAGAUGGGCCCUCUGUGCAUGUCUUGAGACUGAUGUUUGAAAGGAGGAUUUUGCCUUAGUAAUUAACCUGUUCUAUCCUAACAACAUUUGUGUUGGGAGCAGGCUUGGAGAUACAUCAGCAGAAACCUGGUUCAGAAAACAACCCUUAAAGCAGCAGCCCCCAAUCUUUCAGGCACUAGGGACCGGUUCUGGGGAGAAAGGCUUUUCCGCGAACUGGAGAGGGUGUGGUUUCAUGUGCUGCCUGCAUCACUUGUUUGCAUGGAUCGAUUGCUGGUAUGCCACGGACUGGUGCUGGUCCAUAGACCGGAAGUUGGGGACCCCUGCCUUAAAGGACACUGAAACUGGAGGAUCAGAACUGAAGGAACCUGCAACUCAUCUGAAAAAAAAAAUCUGUCAGCUUGUCUGCCUUACUUCACCCUCCCUCAAAUGUUUGCCCCAUAUUUUUUGUUUUUGCUGGGAGGAAGAUAUUUGGGUGCUGCGGUUGCUGCAGAAUUAAAUCCUCCAGUGAAUCCCUUUCUCUUAAUGAGACAUAGCAAAUUGCCUUCAGUCAGUCUUGCCUUUGAUGCCAACCAUGAUGCUUUUGACUGGUGCAAAGAAACAUGGCAAGAUGGAUUUCUCCAUGACCUAUUGCAGGUAUUAGUUCUUAAGGCUUAGACCUGAUUUUGCACUACCACCCCUUUUAAGGGUAUGGGGAGUUUUGAGCAGAAUUGCAUUUCACAAAGGUUGUGGUGAAGAACAAAUUUGUACAAAGUUAUCCAAAGUUACUGGCUUCAAAGUCAUGGGUAAAGCUUUUUUAUGUGACCUAAAUGAGAUAAACAGUUUAGAAAUGUGUUAACUGUACUAAAGGGGGCAGGGUUAGGGUUUGAUCAUCAGUUAACUUGCCAUUUUGAAGCCAGGAACCAUCCCUGUGACCAUCCCUUGUUUUGCUACUAGCUCACUUGGAACUUCUGCCAAUUUACUCCUAGAUCUUAGAGAGAAGAGAGGAAAUGCAUCCAACAUGCUCACAUAAGUGGUCCUUAAUUUAUCCAGUGGUUUAGUCAAAUGUUUGGGUUAGUGUUACAGAAUGUUAAAUAUAUUUUGUUCGUAAAAAAUUCUCUGUUUAGUGUUUUGAUUAUCUGAGGAUAUUUAAUAAGGGCUGAACCUCAGCCUCAAUAUGUUGGAAGAGAAGUAUGAUACAAAUGAGAUAUUUGGGGGAUGCUCCAUUGUGGUAUCUUUUUGUUCCAGUAUUGAUACAUUCAUUAUUAGGGGGUUGGAAAUAGAAAUAAAAAAAUAUGAAAGAUUGAACAAUAUAAUAGUAAUUUUGAAUUUAAUUUGGUAUAUGAAGAAUUCUGCAUUUGUAUAUGGACUAUAGCUAAAAAUGUUUUACUUUGAUGGAAAUAUAGUUUAUGUUACAGCUUUUUGCAUAUUCAUUUGUUUCUCAUGUGGCGGAAUGCCACCAAUCAAGGUUCAAUUUAUUGAAAGAAUUAUUUUCUUUAUUAAAAUAUUUCAUUUUCUGCUUCC